ACUUGUUGCAAACUUCGGCCCGGAGAAAGAGGAGCCAUCAUUGUUGUCGGUUUGCUUGCGCUUGCUACGUACGCCGAAAAGUACCGCUGCUCGGAAGAAGUGCCAUCAAUUCAAUAAAUUGCAUUUUUGUCCGGAAAGUGGUUCUGAACCGGUGUGCAUUUUGAUUGGAAGUGAAGACGAAAGUGCAGUGUCCCGUGAGAAUGUUUUCUACUUGUGCAAGUUGUUAAAAAAAUCACGGAAUUUUGGCUUCUAACGCCCGAAGAAGGAGCUUCACUGUUUUGGUGGGAAAGUUUUAGUGCGAUUUUGGUUGGCAAAUUGAUUUCUCGGAAAUAUGGGAAAAAGAGUGAAAUCCCGCAACUCGCGGCGGCUUUCCUUGGCCAAAAGUCCCACUGCCGGAGGGACGAAAAAAGCGGCGACGAAAAUGAAUCCGGAGAAACCGGGAGGAGGACCGGCGGCAGCGGCGGAAAUCGAUGUCGAAGAGAUGCUGGAAUCCAGCGUAAUAUUCACCAACGACGGGAGCAGUCGAACGCGCAGCGGUCUCAGGAAUGGGGAAUCCGUCCAAAAGACACCCACCCGUAGCCGAGUCCCGGGAAUUGGACAGAAAGAAUUAGAAGUUUCAGUCGUGGGAAACGGAAGUAUCGACACGAAAUCACAUCCUAUCUUGACUCGUUCGCUUCGAGUGAGGAUUAAGGAAAUAAAUCCGGAGAUGCAUGUUCGUAAAACCAAGACUACCGAACCGCUUGUUGAAUCCAAUCUUAUCAAUGAUCAGAUGACACUGGUGCUAAACAAGAUUGAUGAACCGGCAACGGAAUCACCAGUUUCUUCCGACAAACCUGACACACCUGAGGAAGAUUCGGCGGUUAAUUCGGAACUCGAACCUGUUAGCUCGGUAGAGCAAAUUAGUGUCAGUGAGUUGGUGGAUUCUUCGCCGUCCACAAAAUCCACAACAGCAGAGAUUGAGGAUGGUUUGAAGUCGCCGCAGAGGUCGAAAUAUCUGCUGAAGCAAUUGGAAAGCUCCCUGAGUCCAAAGUAUAUGAAUCCGAACAAAAUGAGCACGGGAGUGCCCAAAAGUCGAUACGGCCGAAUACAAAAACAAAAAGAAAAUAGCGAUUAUAUCCCUUUGGAUGUUGCGAAAUUUAUUACCAAAUCUCCCGCUAAGACUAAGGCGAUCAAAACGAAACUUGAAAUUGAGCCACUACUUGAACACACAGAGCUACCUCAGGAAGAAACCAUGGUAAUGUCGACAGCAAUUGAGACGACAGAGCCUCCUCCAGAAAGCACAGAUCCACCACCAAUUCAAGUUGAUUCCAUACAGCCUCCGGAAGAAAUAAUCCAGCCAUCCCUUGAACCCCAGCCGGAACCUGAAGAGCUCUGUGUCACAACGGAACCAUCUCCACCGAUUGAGCUUUCUGAUCCAUCGAGCUGUGUGGAAAUGCUGCAGGAGGAACCUGUACUUUCCAGUGAAUCCGAUGCAAACACCUCACUAAUCCCAAUGAUGGAUCCCAACGCAAGUCUCAUAGGGAUCGACGAAAUUCAAAUCAUCGACAUGGAUGCAAGUUUUGGAGAAAGUAUAAUUUCCGCCACCUCAAGCGCACCUGUAGCCGAAGAAGUUAUCGAACUUCCCAAAAAUCCCGAGGAACCUUCUUCAGCUGCCGUUGUCGAACGUCCGCCUUCCGUGUUGGAAGACAACACCGAUCCCGUCGAGUAUCAAUCAGGGCAGUUGCUGUGGGCUGCAUUUAACGCCAAAACGCCUCACUGGCCGUGCAUGCUAAGCCCCGAUCCAGAAAGUGGUCAAAUAACGAAGCCAUUCCUCUCAAAGCUUUCCCACACAAAGCAUAUGCUGCACGUGAAGUUCUUCGCCGAUAACGGUCGUCGAGCUUGGAUUAAGGAAAACCAGGUCCUUCCGUACGGCACCGUUGAUCAGUACAAAGCAAUCGUGGACAAACAGUUCCCAUCGCUUCGACACAAGCUGGUGAAACUCGAACAACGCGGAAUAUGGCUAGAAGCCGUUCGUCAAGCGAAUGACACCCUGAGCCAUCAAAUCGAGGACAGGGAAAAACGCUACCAGGAACUGCUGGAUGAGGAUCACGCCAAAGCGAAGUCAACUGUCCGCAGGAGAACCAAGAGCGUUUCCCUUGGCUAUCACAGCAAUAGCUUCGAAGAAUCGUACGAAUCUGGCCGAAAGCGACAACGAUCUCGUACUCCGGAAAGCCCCGCCUACGAGGCUCUCCCUCUAUCUUCAAACAGCACCGAAAGCCUGUCUAAGCGUAUCAAGCUCGAAACGAACGAGCAGGAUCUUUUCCGCAAUACCAUCUCGCGCUACUUCCAGUCCAUGGCGGAAGGAAGCGACGUGGUCGACACAGCUAGUGGCACAAGCAGCGAGUGUGAAGAUAUCACCGAAAUGCUGGAAUUCGACAAGGAAAUCUACAACAACUUCCUGAACAUGAGCCGCCUGUAUGUGUUCGAAGGUCAGACGGAGACCGAGGUCGACAAAAAGCUGCAAAAGUACGUGCAGAAAAUUUGCGCCCUUCGGAUGCACUCCAUAGCGAAUGGGGCGAGGCUGUCGAGUCGAUUGCGUACGCAGGCUUUGCGGAAGCUUGGAAGGGAGCUGGGAAUCGACAGGGAGAAGAAAGAAAGCUCGCCGGGUUCGGCAGCGACGACACCGGUCGCGGAGGUAAAGCCCAAAAAGAAGCAGAUGUCCUUGGAGGAUCGGUUCAUCUUCGAGCUGGACAAGAACUACUUACUGAAAGGCGUGCCGAGGGGACUCGUUUGCGCGGUCUGCACCAAACCCCACGAUUUGGUCAAAUGUACAAAAUGCUACAAUCACUACCAUCUAGCCUGCCUCACGGACGUCCCGAUCAAGCCGGAUCCCGCUGGUGAAAACAAGACGUUCACAUGCACGGAUUGCGUCAUGCUAAAAGCGCCCACCUGUUUUGUGUGCAACGAUCAGGACGAUGCAGUCAAGGAGGAGGAAAAAUUCCGCUGCAUCAUGAACGGCUGCGGCAAGCAGUACCAUCUGAAUUGUCUCCGAUUGUUCCCACAGCACAAGUUCACUGGAACGUCCAGUAAGUCUAGCACGCUGUACUGCCCAACUCACACCUGCCAUACGUGCGUCUCGGACGAUCCCCGCUCGAACGCAACCACCACCAAAGGUCACCUGAUCCGCUGCAUCAAAUGUCCAUCGUCGUACCACACGGAGGCCAGAUGCAUUCCGGCUGGUUCGCAGAUUAUCACUAACGGAGCGAUGAUCUGCCCGAAGCAUGAUCUGGAACAGUGUUCGAUCAACGUCAACUGGUGCUUCCUGUGCUGCAAAGGCGGGAGUCUCAUUUGCUGCGAAACCUGUCCGACUGCCUUCCAUCUGGAGUGUCUUAAAUUUAACCCACCAGAAGGUAGAUACAUCUGCGAGGAAUGCGAAUCCGGUCGAAUGCCCCUGUAUAACGAGAUCGUGUGGGCAAGGUAUGGGCUUUUUCGAUUUUGGCCCGCCAUUACCGUGCCGCCCCCCAAGGUUCCGGAAAACAUCGAACAAAAGCCCCACAAUCCGUGGGAUAUUUGCAUUCGGUUUUUCGGAACGAACGAUUACGUUUGGAUCAAUCGGCGGAGGAUUUAUCUGUAUCAAGAGGGCGAUUCGGAUACGAAUGUGGACAAAAAGACCACCCUUGCCAAGCGGUACGGAUUAGCUCUGGAGGAAGCCAAAACGGUGCACGGAAUGCUUCUGGCGAAAAAGGCCACCGAACUCCAACCUGAUGGAGACGAUGGCGGUUUCAAGCCUCCCAUGUUUGUCAAAAUCAAGAGUAAUCGAUAUGUACCACCGCUUAAAGCGCCCAAGGACGAAAUGGAUGGCAAUGUGUGUGUCUGCAAGGCGACAGACUCUGACCCAUGCGGGCCGGAUUCCAAUUGCAUCAACCGAGCGCUGAUGGUGGAGUGCAAUCCGAAGUCGUGUCCCGCUGGCGAGCUCUGUCAGAAUCAAUGUUUCGAAAAGAGGCAGUACCCUUCGUUGGCUGCUCGGCGGAUACCGCAGAAGGGUUGGGGACUGGUCGCACAGGAGGACAUCCGACAGGGUCAGUUUGUGAUCGAGUACGUCGGCGAGGUCAUUAGCAACGAAGAGCUGGAGCGACGGUUGCAGCACAAGGUGGCCCAGAAGGACGAGAAUUACUAUUUUCUAACGGUGGAUUCCGAGCUGACCAUUGACGCGGGUCCCAAGGGCAAUUUGGCGCGGUUCAUUAACCACUCGUGCGAGCCAAACUGCGAAACGAUGCUGUGGACGGUGGGCGGCGCGCAAUCUGUUGGGUUGUUUGCAAUCAAGGACAUUAAAGCGGGUGAGGAGCUAACCUUCAACUACAAUUUCGAGAGCAAAAGCGACGAAAAGAAAGUCUGCCACUGCAACGCGAGCAAGUGUUCCGGAUUUAUCGGACAAAAGUACCGACCACCGCUGGAGAGUGCGUCGGGCAGCGCCAGCACAGGCAAACGACGCAAGUCGGACAAGAAAGGGAAAGCUUCGAAGCGACGAAAAUCCGCGGUGGCUGAUAAGAGACGUAAAAGCACCGUGGACAAGACGACAAAGGAUGAAACACCAAAUGGUAGCAAACGCAAGAAGCGGACAUCAAUGCCAGUGGAUGUCACGAUUAAGGCCGAACCAAUGGAAUCCACGGAGGAGGCGACCCAAAGCAGUAACGGAACCGACGACAUGCCAAAUGCGAACAGCGAUACACCAAGCCAAGGUGGUGAAACAGCCAUCAAAGAAGAACAGCAAUCUACGCCGGAAUCGGCCGAAUGAGAAAGCAUUGUAUACCGAUGACCUAACGCUGGCGGGACCAAACUCCAUUUUAGACACUGUAAACCGAAUCGUACGAGUAUUAGUACUAGAAAAAGCACAAGAGUGCCUUUAUUUUGUAACCAGAUAUUUAUUACACGUUUAGAGAAAAAUACAUCACGAUAAAUGGAAAAAUAUUUCGAAAAAUAGUUCCAAACCGAAGAGUAUGUAUAUUUUCUUAUCGAUAUUUAGCACUGCUUUAAACGCUGUAGAAGAAAUAGUGUUAACAAGUAAUUGAUUGAAUAUAUUUUGUAAAUUGUUCAUUGAAGCAGAAAACCGAUCGUCCAGUGGAAUAAAUAGUUAAAAAUCAAGAACGCGUAUUCGAAUUUGAGUGCACUAGUUAGGGUAGGUAACUACGGCAAUUGCCGUUUUUAGAGACAAAGGUUAAACAACAAGCAUAAAACGGUAGUAUCCUACGUCAAUUGUUGCGAUUAAAGUUCUUCGAAGUUUAUACCCUCGAAUUGAUGGCUGUUAAUGUUUUUGUUUCCGAUAGAAAUGUUUCUACUUAAAUGUUGAAAUUAGUUCAUUAUCUCGAUCGAAAUGAAGAUGCAGAAAGAGAAGAACACUCAGGAAGUCUACUAGCGGUAUGUGGAAUUUUUAGAAAAGACUGUCAUCAGUGAGCGCGAACGGCGCAAAAAAGUUGUUUGGUCAUCUAUAUUUUAAAAUUCGUCUCCGAUAAUAGUGCGAUGUAGUUGUAAUAAAGUGUGUCCAUUGGGUGUAAUUGAUAGAAUGUCUACUUGGAAUUAUUUUAAGUGUUUGGCGAAUAAAGCGAAUGUUACGAAAUAUACGGAUGAGUACUGAAA
This is a messenger RNA of Aedes aegypti (yellow fever mosquito), 5613 nucleotides long. It is a transcript of the gene NSD, whose product is annotated as probable histone-lysine N-methyltransferase Mes-4. The record is from RefSeq and is a predicted model, not a curated record. Gene Ontology annotation, biological process: regulation of DNA-templated transcription. Gene Ontology annotation, cellular component: chromatin; nucleus. Lineage: Eukaryota; Metazoa; Arthropoda; Insecta; Diptera; Culicidae. The transcript has 6 exons. Gene Ontology annotation, molecular function: protein binding; histone H3K36 methyltransferase activity. Bases 332 to 4774 code for a protein of 1480 amino acids.